AUGGUCAGUAAUCCUUUGGUCCACUUUAAAGUCUCUCACAAAUUUUUCCUACAUCAAUUUCAAUCAGGUAAAGUGUGCCUUUGGCCAUUUAGAACAUUGUGGAAGACCUACUUGGUGUUUGGCCAGUUUGUAUUUUUCCAGACAUCACUCCACGAUGUUGUUGAGGUGUAUGAUGGGCCAACUCAGCAAUCUUCUCUGUUAUCUUCCCUCUCAGGAUCCCAUUCAGGAGAAUCACUUCCACUGAGUUCAGGUAAUCACAUCACAAUUCGAUUUACUUCAGUUGGACCAAUAACAGCUAAGGGAUUUCACUUUGUUUAUCAAGCUGUUCCUAGAACAAGUUCUACACAAUGCAGUUCUGUGCCUGAACCAAGAUUCGGAAGAAGAAUUGGCAAUGAAUUUGCUGUUGGCUCACUGGUUCUUUUUGAAUGUAAUCCAGGAUAUAUUCUCCAUGGAUCCAUAGCAAUUCGAUGUGAUACAGUGCCCAAUUCUUUGGCGCAAUGGAAUGAUUCUUUACCUACCUGUAUUGUGCCCUGUGGUGGAAUUUUAACUAAGCGCAAAGGGACUAUUUUGUCUCCAGGAUACCCUGAGCCUUACGACAACAAUCUGAAUUGUGUAUGGAAGAUCACAGUGCCAGAGGGAGCUGGCAUUCAAGUGCAGGUUGUUAGCUUUGCUACAGAACAUAACUGGGAUUCUCUGGACUUUUAUGAUGGGGGAGACAACAAUGCUCCAAGGCUUGGAAGUUAUUCAGGAACUACAAUACCCCAUCUUUUGAAUAGUACCUCUAAUAAUCUAUAUCUAAAUUUUCAAUCAGACAUCAGUGUUUCGGCUGCAGGAUUUCAUCUUGAAUACACAGCAAUUGGUUUGGAUUCCUGUCCUGAACCACAAACACCUAGCAGUGGAAUUAAAAUCGGAGACAGAUAUAUGGUUGGUGAUGUGGUUUCCUUCCAGUGUGAUCAAGGCUAUUCUCUUCAGGGUCAUUCUCACAUAACAUGUAUGCCUGGACCAGUAAGAAGAUGGAAUUAUCCAAUCCCCAUUUGUUUGGCUCAGUGUGGUGGUGCUAUGUCAGAUUUCAGUGGUGUGAUCCUCAGUCCUGGGUUUCCUGGAAACUACCCCAGCAGUUUAGAUUGUACAUGGACAAUAAAGCUGCCCAUAGGUUUUGGUGUACAUCUCCAGUUCGUAAAUUUUUCUACUGAAACCAUACAUGAUUAUUUGGAAGUAAGAAGUGGAUCCUCAGAAACUAGUACUGUUAUUGGUCGGCUUAGUGGUCCUCAAAUACCAUCUUCCCUAUUUAGCACGACUCAUGAAACCAGCUUAUAUUUUCACAGUGACUAUUCACAAAACAAACAAGGGUUUCAUAUUGUAUAUCAAGCUUAUCAGUUGCAAAGCUGUCCUGACCCACGCCCGUUUCGAAAUGGUUUUGUAAUUGGCAAUGAUUUUACUGUGGGUCAAACCAUUUCAUUUGAAUGUUUCCCAGGAUACACAUUAAUUGGAAAUUCAGCUCUCACAUGCCUUCAUGGAGUCAGUCGUAAUUGGAAUCAUCCACUUCCAAGGUGUGAAGCUCUUUGUGGUGGCAAUAUAACUGCAAUGAAUGGCACCAUUUAUUCUCCUGGGUACCCUGACGAAUAUCCUAACUUCCAAGAUUGUUUUUGGCUUGUAAGAGUACCCCCUGGGAACGGAAUCUACAUCAAUUUUACUGUCCUUCAAACAGAACCAAUCUAUGAUUUUAUUACUGUAUGGGAUGGACCAGACCAAAACUCACCUCAGAUCGGUCAGUUCAGUGGCAAUACUGCUUUGGAAUCAGUCUACAGCACUUCAAAUCAGAUUCUAAUCAAAUUCCACAGUGAUUUCACAACAAGUGGCUUUUUUGUGCUCAGUUAUCACGCCUAUCAACUAAGAGUGUGCCAACCUCCACCACCUGUACCCAAUGCUGAAAUUUUGACAGAAGAUGAUGAAUUUGAAAUAGGUGAUAUUAUUAGGUAUCAGUGUCUUCCAGGAUUUACUUUAGUUGGCAAUGCAAUUCUCACGUGCAGAUUAGGAGAACGACUCCAGAUGGAUGGAGCACCUCCGGUUUGUCAAGUGCUCUGUCCUGCCAAUGAAUUGCGGCUAGAUUCUACAGGAGUCAUAUUGAGCCCUGGAUAUCCUGACAGCUACCCAAAUCUUCAAAUGUGUGCAUGGAGCAUUUCAGUGGAAAAGGGUUAUAAUAUCAGCAUGUUUGUAGAGUUCUUCCAGACAGAAAAGGAAUUUGAUGUUCUUCAGGUGUAUGAUGGACCAAAUAUUCAAAGUCCAGUGCUUAUUUCUCUCAGUGGGGAUUAUUCAUCUGCUUUUAAUAUAACAAGCAAUGGUCAUGAAAUAUUUCUUCAAUGGUCAGCAGAUCAUGGCAAUAACAAAAAAGGUUUCCGGAUAAGAUAUAUAGCUUUCUACUGUAGUACACCAGAAUCCCCACCUCAUGGAUACAUUAUCAGUCAGACAGGUGGGCAACUUAACAGUAUGGUCCGCUGGGCCUGUGACCGAGGAUUCCGACUUGUUGGGAAAAGCAGUGCUGUGUGCAGAAAGUCUUCCUAUGGGUAUCACGCGUGGGAUGCACCAGUCCCUGCCUGUCAAGCAAUUUCCUGUGGAAUUCCUAAAGCUCCAACAAAUGGAGGGAUACUUACAACUGACUACUUGGUAGGAACCCGAGUUACCUAUUUCUGUAAUGAUGGAUAUAGAUUGUCAUCCAAGGAACUUACCACUGCUGUAUGCCAAUCAGACGGGACAUGGAGCAAUCAUAACAAGACUCCUCGCUGUGUCGUUGUUACGUGUCCAAGCAUUAAUUCAUUUACCUUGGAACAUGGAAGAUGGAGAAUUGUGAAUGGCUCCCAUUAUGAAUAUAAAACCAAGGUAGUUUUCAGCUGUGACCCUGGUUAUCAUGGACUAGGUCCUGCUUCCAUUGAAUGUCUUCCUAAUGGAACCUGGAGUUGGAGAAAUGAAAGACCAUAUUGUCAAAUUAUUUCCUGUGGAGAACUACCUGCACCUCCAAAUGGAAACAAGAUUGGUACUCAAACUUCAUAUGGUUCAACAGCUAUCUUUACCUGUGAUACGGGAUUCAUGCUUGUAGGCUCUGCUGUACGAGAAUGCCUUUCCUCAGGUCUUUGGAGUGGAUCUGAAACAAGAUGCCUAGCAGGGCACUGUGGAAUUCCAGAACUCAUUGUAAAUGGUCAAGUGAUUGGAGAAAAUUAUGGAUACAGAGACACAGUCGUAUAUCAGUGUAAUCCUGGUUUUAGAUUGAUUGGUUCUUCAGUGAGGAUAUGUCAGCAGGAUCACAAUUGGUCUGGUCAACUCCCGUCCUGUGUGCCUGUUAGCUGUGGUCACCCUGGUAGUCCCAUUUAUGGAAGAACAAGUGGAAAUGGAUUCAACUUUAAUGAUGUGGUAACAUUUUCUUGCAAUAUUGGGUAUCUUAUGCAAGGGCCGACCAAAGCACAGUGCCAGGCCAACAGACAAUGGAGCCAUCCGCCACCGGUGUGCAAAGUGGUCAACUGUUCUGAUCCUGGAAUUCCAGCCAAUUCCAAAAGAGAAAGCAAAAUAGAACAUGGAAAUUUCACCUAUGGCACUGUAGUGUUCUAUGACUGCAAUCCUGGAUAUUUUUUAUUUGGAUCUUCAGUUUUGAUAUGUCAACCAAAUGGACAAUGGGACAAACCUUUACCAGAAUGUAUCAUGAUUGACUGUGGACACCCUGGCGCUCCUCCGAAUGCAGUCCUGUCUGGAGAGAAGUAUACUUUUGGGUCUACUGUUCACUAUUCCUGCACAGGAAAGCGUUCCCUUCUUGGACAGUCAUCAAGAACUUGUCAAUUAAAUGGCCAUUGGAGUGGAUCGCAACCUCAUUGUUCAGGUGACACCACUGGUACAUGUGGGGAUCCAGGUACUCCUGGUCAUGGUUCUAGACAGGAAAGCGAUUUCAGAACUAAAAGUACUGUACGUUUUGCUUGUGAUACUGGUUACAACCUUCAUGGCUCAGAAGAAAGAACAUGUCUAGCCAAUGGCAGCUGGACUGGAAGGCAGCCAGAAUGUAAAGCUGUACAGUGUGGUAACCCAGGAACAACAGCCAAUGGGAAAGUCUUUCGAAUUGAUGGCACAACAUUUUCUAGUUCAGUCAUUUAUUCCUGCAUGGAGGGAUAUAUUCUUUCUGGACCUUCAGUUAGACAGUGCACAGCCAAUGGAACAUGGUCUGGAACUUUGCCUAACUGUACAAUAAUCAAUUGUGGAGACCCAGGUAUACCAGCUAAUGGACUGAGAUAUGGAGAUGAUUAUGUGGUUGGACAAAAUGUUUCUUACAUGUGCCAGCCAGGUUACACAAUGGAAUUGAAUGGUUCCAGAAUCAGGACUUGUACUACUAAUGGCACAUGGAGUGGAGUAAUGCCAACUUGCAGAGCUGUUACCUGCCCACCUCCUCCCCAGAUCUCUAACGGAAGGCUGGAAGGAACAAAUUUUGACUGGGGCUUUAGUAUUAGCUACAUCUGUUCUCCAGGCUACGAACUAUCCUUUCCUGCUGUUUUGACCUGUGUAGGGAAUGGUACCUGGAGUGGCGAAGUACCACAGUGCUUACCAAAAUUUUGUGGUGACCCUGGUAUACCUGCCCAAGGAAAAAGAGAAGGCAAAAGCUUCAUAUACCAGUCAGAGGUUUCAUUCAGCUGCAAUUCUCCCUUCAUAUUAGUGGGAUCAAGCACCAGAAUAUGUCAAGCAGAUGGCACUUGGAGUGGUUCGUCACCUCACUGCAUAGAACCCACCCGUACCUCGUGUGAAAACCCAGGUGUGCCACGGCAUGGAUCUCAGAAUAAUACGUUCGGAUUUCAAGUAGGAAGUGUUGUACAGUUCCAUUGCAAAAAAGGACACCUACUCCAAGGGUCUACAACACGCACUUGCCUCCCUGACCUCACAUGGAGUGGAAUUCAGCCUGAAUGCAUGCCCCACAGUUGUAAACAGCCAGAAACUCCUGCUCAUGCAAAUGUAGUAGGAAUGGACCUUCCAUCUCAUGGAUAUACACUAAUUUAUACCUGCCAGCCUGGCUUCUUCUUAGCAGGUGGAACAGAACAUAGAGUGUGUAGAUCUGAUAACACCUGGACUGGAAAAGUUCCUGUUUGUCAAGCUGGUUCCAAAAUAUUGGUGAAAGAUCCUAGACCUGCACUAGGAACACCCAGCCCAAAGCUAAGUGUUCCUGAUGAUGUAUUUGCCCAAAAUUAUAUAUGGAAAGGCUCCUACAAUUUCAAAGGAAGGAAACAACCCAUGACCUUGACAAUUACUAGUUUCAAUGCUUCCACUGGGAGAGUUAAUGCAACAUUGAGCAACAGCAACAUGGAACUGCUACUUUCAGGGGUAUAUAAAAGCCAGGAAGCUCGCCUAAUGUUACACAUAUAUCUUAUUAAAGUACCAGCUCAUGCAUCUGCGAAGAAAAUGAAGGAGGAAAAUUGGGCCAUGGAUGGUUUUGUUUCUGCUGAGCCUGAUGGAGCUACUUAUGUAUUUCAAGGAUUUAUUCAAGGCAAAGAUUACGGGCAAUUUGGACUACAAAGACUGGGACUGAAUGUGUCAGAAGGUUCAAAUUCUUCAAAUCAACCUCAUGGUACAAAUAGUAGUUCUGUGGCCAUCGCUAUUCUUGUGCCUUUUUUUGCACUUAUAUUUGCAGGAUUUGGAUUUUAUCUUUAUAAACAAAGGACUGCACCCAAAACACAGUAUACAGGAUGUUCCGUUCAUGAAAACAACAAUGGCCAAGCAGCUUUCGAAAAUCCCAUGUAUGACACCAAUGCGAAGUCAGUGGAAGGGAAGGCAGUACGAUUUGAUCCCAACUUGAACACGGUUUGCACAAUGGUAUAACGUGGCAACACUUCACUUUCUCCAGAAGCUUGGAAAUUGACACACAAACCAGUGCACAUCUAGUUCACUGCUAAACAAAUUAAAGCACACUUUUCAGGACUUGCUGGUCAUCUUUUCCUGAGGAAUGAUAGAGUGUUUUUUCAUAAACUGGACCAUAAUUCUUCUUCAUGUUUAUCAUGGAGAGUUUUACAGAAAUUUGGCUGCACUCUGAGAGUGCUUUCUCACAGUUUAUUUGCUUUUUUAAAAAAGGAGAUUAUUCUAAAACAUAAACUUAUUUGCAUAUAUUGGAGGAGCAUCCACUAUCAGUAUUUCUGUGCUUUAUAAACUAUAUUAGAGGGACUGGGUUUAAAAAAAACAAAAAGAUAUAGGGUAGAAAAUAAGAGCUAUACUUACAAGAGUCAAUAGAUCACUGACUUCUCUUUAACUGUCAUGAGCUACAUCACGUCUGUAAGUCUGCAUUUCAUACCACUGUAUCAACUAUUAAUUCUUGUUAAUUGAGGCAUUGUUUUCCUUAUUUCCAUGGUUAUUUAAAAUUGAGUCAUACAUUUAAAUGUUUAUAAGCUAAUUUAUGCCACAAAAGAUAUAAAGUUGCCCACUCUGGUUUGACUCUUUUUGUUCUUUGAUAUCCUAUUGCUAUUUGUUUUUUAGAUUGGUCGUCAUAGUUUCUCCAAAUGGCAAGGUCCUUGUGCUACCCUCCUGAUUUCCCCAUUAUGGAGUAACCAGUAUUAUUCAGUGGUCAUGGGGUAGUGUUUAAAUCCUUGCUUCAAUAUGUUUUGUCAUCCAGCAGCGAUUUUGGCUGGCAAAAAAUUAUCUAUAGUCUAUAAGGAUGAUUAUUUUGCAGUUAUCUGAGACUCCAAAAUUACCAUCUUUUACCAAACUUACCAGUGUUUUUGAAAGACCAAGUAGAACCUAUUAAUAAUUUACUACAUUUAGUUUAUGAUAUAUUUACAUUUCCUUCCAUUUGAGCCUCCAAUUUUAACAUUAUUUUGACACUUUUAACUUUCAUCUAACAAUGAGUUGGCAAUAUAGUUUGGUCCAGCUCCUAAACAAAUGACUUAAAAUUUUUUCUUCCAAAUUACCCAUAUAAAUUUGUUUACUAAAGUUGUGGACUUAUCAAAUUUUCAUAUAUUUUAAAAUUUCUAUACACUUACUCUUUAAAAGCAGGUUUCAGACAGACCAAAUUUCUUUCAUUGUCAUAUUAAUGUAAGUAUUUAUAAGUUAUUGGUGGCUUCCUUACAACUGUAUCAUCCAGUGAUGUCAGCAUCUUUAUUUAAUAGGUCAUUGUCUUCCUUUUUAGAGCAUGUUUUAAUUCAUUUAAUAAAAUUAUGUACCCAGUGUGAACUCUUUGUUGUUGUCCCUUCCAAAUAUGGAUAAUCCUGUGAACAGUCUCAACUUUUUGUAUCAUGAGACAGAGUGCCUAAGAGAAACCAUUGCACCGGAGUGCUGCUUGGAUCUAUCUCUACAACAUUUAGUGGAUUUCUUGUAAACCACUCUGAGAUACAUUGUUUUGGAAAUUCAUUCAAUUUUCUCAACAUUGUAUUCUACUGACAGGAUGCAGUUUUAAAUUUUAUGCCAUCAGUUAUUUAUUCUUGUUUAUUCAAAUGACUGCAAUAACAAUGAUUCAUUCAUUAAUGUUAAAGUUAAUACAUUUAAGAUCUUGUUUAAACAAUGUUUCUUCUGCAACUGGCUACUCCUCUUAUAUUAAUGCAUACACUUUUGUAAAGAAGUAUAUUUUUAUGAAAAAAAAAACUUUGUAAAAGUAUGAUGUAAAUUUUCAGUGCAAUGUAAACAAAAUAAAAAUGGAUAAUUGCUUUUGUAAAA
Molecule: messenger RNA, 7662 nt
Organism: Galeopterus variegatus (Sunda flying lemur)
Lineage: Eukaryota; Metazoa; Chordata; Mammalia; Dermoptera; Cynocephalidae
Gene: CSMD3
Product: CUB and Sushi multiple domains 3
Exons: 40
Coding region: 1-5841 (1946 amino acids)
Source: RefSeq, a predicted model, not a curated record